Molecule: messenger RNA, 849 nt
Organism: Talaromyces proteolyticus
Lineage: Eukaryota; Fungi; Ascomycota; Eurotiomycetes; Eurotiales; Trichocomaceae
Product: oxidoreductase
Exons: 2
Coding region: 66-830 (254 amino acids)
Molecular function (GO): oxidoreductase activity
Source: RefSeq, a predicted model, not a curated record
CAUCACAUUAUAACAUCGCCUCCAAUUUUUUUAUAUCAGUCAUCCAAAUAAUCAGAUUUCCCAGAAUGGCUUCGUUGGCAGGAAAAGUUUUCUGUGUGACAGGCGCUGCCUCCGGCAUUGGCCUAUCCACAGUCAAAACACUCCUUUCCCGAGGCGCAUCAGUUGGCAUGAGUGAUGUUAACGAGAAGGUAUUACAAAGUGCCUACGAUACAUUACCUCCAACAGAACAAUCGCGUGUGUUUACAAUGACUGUAGAUGUGGCAGAACGGUCACAUCUGAAACGGUUUUUUGAGGAUACCAAGAAGCACUUUGGAGAACUGCACGGUGUUGCCAACAUCGCAGGGGUGGUUGGACCAUCAUUUGGUAUUUUGGAAACCUGGCAGCUGGAAACCAAGGAGUAUGAAUUCGUGAUGGACGUAAAUGUCAGAGGCGUUUUUAACUCCCUUGCGGAAUCCAUGGUGCCAGGUCUCCUUGCAUCACCCUCCAGCAUCGUCAAUAUCGGGAGCGUCGCGUCGGCGAGAGGGUAUAAAAAAGGAAUUUUGUAUAGUGCAAGCAAGCAUGCAGUUGUGGGCUUGACCAAGAGCGCAGCAAUAGAAGGAGGGUCCAAAGAUAUUCGCGUCAACAUUGUGUUACCAGGGCCUACAGAUACCCCGCUGCUGCGGAUUGCUGAUGAGAACUACGGCUCUCUAAAACGAGCGAGCGCCGGUCGCCCUAUACAAAGAACCGCACACGUGGAUGAGCUAUCCUCUGUGAUUGUAUUCCUACUCAGUCCAGAGAGCAGUUAUAUGACGGGAUCUGUCGUCAGCGUGGACGGUGGAUCACUAGCAUAGAGAGAUGGAGUGGGAUGAC